UAGGUAAUGUCUGCCAUUUGAUUUCCCGCGAAACGGACGCAGUUCCUCGCGCUCGAGACGCCGGAGAAAGUGCACGAAACAGAGUGUUCCAGCUAACGGAUUUCCUACCAUAAUGGGAAUACACGGACUUGCCAAGCUGAUUGCUGAUCAGGCCCCUGGUGCCAUUAAAGAGCAAGACAUCAAGAACUACUUUGGCAGGAAAAUUGCUAUAGAUGCCUCCAUGUGCAUCUACCAGUUUCUAAUUGCUGUGCGUCAGGAUGGUAACGUUCUGCAGAAUGAAGAUGGAGAGACGACAAGCCACCUAAUGGGAAUGUUCUACCGGACAAUCCGCAUGUUGGAACAUGGCAUCAAACCUGUGUACGUGUUUGAUGGCAAACCCCCACAGCUCAAGUCAGCAGAGCUUGAGAAAAGAGGAGAGAGGAGAGCAGAAGCUGAGAAGAUGCUCGCUCAAGCCCAAGAAAUGGGGGAACAAGAGAAUAUUGACAAAUUCACCAAGCGUCUGGUUAAAGUCACCAGGCAACAUAAUGACGAGUGCAAGAAGCUGCUGACCAUGAUGGGGGUGCCUUACAUCGAGGCUCCGUGUGAGGCCGAGGCCAGCUGUGCUGCUCUGGUUAAAGCAGGGAAGGUCUUUGCCACAGCAACAGAGGAUAUGGACGGUUUGACCUUUGGAACAAAUGUUCUGCUUCGACAUCUCACUGCCAGUGAAGCAAAGAAGCUUGCGAUUCAAGAGUUCCACUUUAGUCGCAUCCUGCAGGACAUCGGCCUCACCAAUGAACAGUUCAUAGACUUGUGCAUUCUUCUUGGUUGUGAUUACUGCGGCACCAUCAAGGGGAUCGGCCCGAAGAGAGCCAUCGAUCUGAUCAGACAGCAUGGGAGCAUCGAGGAGAUCCUUGACAAUAUUGACGGCAAUAAACACCCCGCUCCAGAGGACUGGCUGUACAAAGAAGCCAGGGGUUUGUUUUUGAAGCCAGAAGUGGUGGAUUGCUCCUCAGUGGACCUGAAGUGGACCGAGCCGGAUGAGGAGGGACUGAUUCAGUUCAUGUGUACUGAGAAACAGUUCAGUGAGGACAGGAUUCGUAACGGCUGUAAGAAGAUUGUGAAGAGCCGACAGGGCAGCACACAGGGACGACUGGACUCCUUCUUCUCCGUCACCGGAUCGUUGUCCUCCAAACGGAAGGAACCCGAGACAAAAGGAUCAGCAAAGAAAAAGCAGAAGACCGGAGCCACACCGGGCAAAUUUAGAAAGGGCAAAUAAACUGACCACAAGACUCCUUUAAUUUCUCUGAAAAGUUAUUGUUACUUUAAAUAACUUUUACUUUGUAAAGGCUACAACUGCAGGUGAAGCAGGAGAAAAAGGCAACACAAUAGAUUUUGUGCUACCAGUUGUCCAAACAGCUGUGCGUUAUACACCACCAAACAAAUAUAAAACUAAAUGUAUUUUAAUGAGUAUCAAAUAGUUUUAUGAAGAUGUUUCAAAUAAAAAUGAGAACUUUUUUUUUUUGUAGAGAAAUGUGACUGUGGCAUCAUUUUUUGCAUUAAUUGAAAACUAAUAACUGAACCUUCCAUCAUAUUCACAACGUACAAGUGUUUUAAAGAACCAGUAAUUUCAUAAUAUAGAAAAACCUUUAUGUGUAGGACAAAACAUCUGGCUUUAUUUUUGGGUUAUGGAUACACUCCUAAAUAAAAGUGAACAGUCUAUACACGCGCUGACAGUGGCCAACAUUACAGUAACAUUCAUGAUCAUGAUUUAUGUAUUCUUUAAAACCUUUGUUUUUAAAAAAUACAAACACUAAGGAGUCCAGUUAGUCAGCAUAUUGCGUUCACUGCACAACAACUAAAAUGCAUGUAUUGCGGCCACUACAUGUUUAUCUAGCUUCCCUUUAAUGUCAUGCUGGUCAUAAGUGUGGUGAAAUGAGUUGUGAAAGGUUUAUUUGUGUGACCGGCUGAACCGCUGUGAGAAUACGAAAAAGAAACAGUGUGACUGAUAAUACUGUAUGUGGGAUGAGAAAAUGGUAACACAAGUGCACAAGGAAUGUUACUUACUUGGGUCCUGCAGAAUGGUCAUAGCAAUAUACAAAAAAUAUUUCUCUGUCAGAAAGGGUUUAUCAUGAUAAAUCUAUUAGAAUUAAAAGAAAUCUUUUUAAGGAACCCUUGCUUCAAUUCUGUUCAAUUCAGAGAAGAGACGAUGCUGUGGGAACCUCUAGUAACUCAAAAGAGGCUCCAGAAGAGUUUUUUUUGUUUGUUUUUUUGUUUUAUAUACUUAAUCUUUUUAAACUUGGUUUUAUUUGUAAUUGUGUACAAAUUUCUUUCAUCACUAACAUAAAAACACAGCAAGAAAUUAUUAUAGGUUAUAUGUUUUUAGCAUUAAAUUACGGCGUUCUUUUGAACAAUAUUGGAGAUGUUACCAAGUGUAAGUUUUAGAGACUGGUUUUGUGUAUUUGGGGAAAUUGACACAUGACUCAUGUCACCAAUUCCAUCUUAUUUAUUACAAUGAGUCCAAAAUGGAACCCCAAACCCCACAAAAUCAUUCCUUAAAGAACCUUUCUGAGUGGGUUCCUGCACAAGCCCUUACAGUUACAACAGGGAGGAACCUCAGAUGGUUCCUCGAGCCUACGUCUACAUCAUAGGAAGAUCAUCGUAAAGCAGGUGAUCUGUGUGUUCUAGAAACAUUUAUGAGUCCAGUUAAACUACAUAGACUCACUAUAUGUGUAGUAGGAAACUGCUGCGCUAAACUCAAAUGUUUCAUGAAUAUUGACUCAUCUUAAUUCAACUGUAAGAUCUUCGUUUAUCAUGUUAAUCUGAGUCAAACUAAUAAAUCAUCUUUACAAAUGCAUGAAGAACAACAUUUUAGGUCAUAAAUGGACUUCUCCUUUGUAAUGUAUUGUAAUAUUUUUACAUAGUGACCAGGCCUUGUAUCCUGAAGUGCUUCUGGAUAAUAUAGGACACCUUCUCAACAAUUUGUGACUUACAUCAAGACUUUACUUGAAACCAGGCAAUAAAUGAAGUUUUCUUCUGUUUCAAACAUGUGUUUCUAAACUAACAGAUCACAGUUUGCUUUUGUCCGUCACAUAAAUCCAAUACAAAAAAGCUGACCACACCCCUUUGAGAUGCUAUAAUAUCACAGAACUGCUAAAAUAUGAAAAAUAAAUAAAUAAACCGGCUUGACAUACUUGAACCACUCUGUCUCUGUUUCAUGUUCAUGCAGAAGUGAACUGUGACAGGAGAGUUAAUGACUGAUAGCAAUCAUAAGCUACAAGGAGAAGAGGAUGUUCACUGUUCACGAGUUAAUAUUUAAUUAAUUGUUGCUUAAUUCUGUGUGUAGGUGUGCAAUUUUUUUUUUCCAAAAUUAUGUUUAUUUGUGAUUUAGGUCAUUUUUACAUGACAUAGACAAACACUUAAAAGAACAUCCUCUUAGACACAAAAUGCAGGUUUACUAAAUAGAACAUGAUGACAAAUAUACAGGGACACUUAAUACAUCAAGCAGCACCAAACAGUCUUUAUGUGUUGUCUUCCUUCUGAUCUUCUGUUAAGCCAAUGUUUUCGGCAAAAAAUAUACAAGGCCUCCAAAUGCUUUCAAACAAGUCCUUUUUUCCUCUCAGCAGGUAUGUAAUCUGUUCCAAUGGAAGUGUAGCCAACAUCUGUUUAACCCAAUGUCCAAUGCUCGGUGGGCUAAUGUUUUUCCAGUGUAAUGCAAUCAAUCUUUUUGCUUGUAGUAGACAAAUAUCAAUAAAGAGCUGCUCAUUUUUUGUAAA
Stegastes partitus (bicolor damselfish) is the source of this 3752-nucleotide messenger RNA. It is a transcript of the gene fen1, whose product is annotated as flap structure-specific endonuclease 1. Gene Ontology annotation, molecular function: 5'-3' exonuclease activity; RNA-DNA hybrid ribonuclease activity; 5'-flap endonuclease activity. The transcript has 12 exons. The record is from RefSeq and is a predicted model, not a curated record. Bases 113 to 1255 code for a protein of 380 amino acids. NCBI's taxonomy places the organism in Eukaryota, Metazoa, Chordata, Actinopteri, Pomacentridae. Gene Ontology annotation, cellular component: nucleus.